UCAACUGGGAGUUAAUUACCGUGUGGAGUCGCGAGGACACGCUCACGCGUUUGGAUGCCAACAAGUAGAAAGAAAGAAAGAAAGAAGGAAAGAACUAAAGAAAGAGAGAAAGAAAGAACUAAAGAAAGAAAGAAAGAACUAAAGAAAGAGAGAGAGAGAGAACCUGAUCUCAGGGACCAUGAGGGGAGACACAACGACGGAGAAUAAGCUGGAGGCGGGCGGCGCUGCAGAAAGACGACCUAGUAUUACAGUGAUGCAGAAUAUGUUAAAGAGGGUCUCCCAAAGCACUUUCCACAACAGAUACCAGAAUCUCGUCCCAUCAGUCUCCGAUUCCAGCGAAUCAUCUGUGAACGAGUCUGAACGCAAACAGGAUGGCGAGCGCCUCGCCGACCCCUCGGCGGCGGCCUCGGGUGCGACGGACCAGCAGCAGCAGCAGCAGCAGCAGCCCUGCACGGUACAGAAUGGAAGGCAGGAAGCGCUCCAUUUAAAUCCUCAGAAGGGAGUCUAUGGGGACUUGGCCAGAAUGAACCCUUUUUAUAGGCACUUUUUGGAAUCCGACAGCAAAGGUCACGUGAUGGAGGACGCAGGCAUGAACACGUCAGAGGAAAUAGACCUCGAUGCCAUCUUUGUCCCUCCACCGGAUUUUCAGAGUUCACCUCUGGAUCCUCAGCCUGAAAUGGAGACCGUGGAAAAUGAAGCUAAAUUGUCUGAACAUCCAAAGGACCCAUUCGAGACCCUUACCCCCAACCUUGUGCAAUACCCCUUCCAGACGUCGGCGUUGCCCCCGAACACGUCCACCAAAGACUAUUUUAAUGACAUUACACUGAACUCGCCAGACUUAUUCAAGCCGAUCCCCGCUCAAACACAGAACCCGUCUCAAGCUUUGCAGUUAAAAAGCUCCGACCUGUUGGAAUACGAAGGGGUCGAUCUAUUCCAGUCUGCUAAAGGAGAGGAUUUGCUCCAUGCUGAACACGCCGGGGAGGUAAACCUCUUUGACAAAUCUCAAAGUGUUUUUGGCAACUCCUUCAAAUCUCCAAACGCGGACGAUGAACUGUUCCGGGCUCCACAGCCAAAGACUGCGAACUUGUUCUACACCGCCCCGCUCAAAGAAGCAGAUUUGUCUCGAUCGGUUCCGAUUGGGGAAAACGCCCAAGAUCCCUUUAUGGAAGAGGACCUUUUUGGCAUGUUGUCUUUUCGGGAUGUUUUUUCAGCCUCGUCCACCACAAUCGAUCCAUUCCCGAGCCCAAUCGCGAGGGAUUUAUUCCAAGACGUUUCCAGUUUGGAGGACCCGUUUGGUACCACGCCCUCAAGACAAUACGACCCUUUCCAAGAUGUCUCGCCUGGGACUCCGGACAUCUUCAAACCACAUCCCUCAAAGACGGACGGCAGGGACGUAUUCGGGAUGAGCUCCAGCAAUACCGCCCCCAAGGCCACCUACUCUACACCUUCAACCAACUUAUCGGAGAUUAAGCCGGACACGCUAGCGCCGCUACAUGUCUUCCAGGCGACGCCAUCCGAAUCUCCUCCAGCCGUCCAAGCGAAGUCACACGAUAUCUUCUUGACGACUCCUCAGGGAACCAAAGUGGAUAUUCUUGAGCCGAAUCCCUUCAGUCGUUGCAGGAAUCGGUCCAUGCUACGCAGCAGCAAUUCUCCAGCCGAAAUGAAUCAUGUGCAGACUUUUAAACGGCCGCCAAUGCCACUUCCUCGAAGUAGAACUCCAAACUCCAAACCAGCAAACCCUAUUAAACCUGAAGCAACUGGACCAAAAGUCUCUCCUAAACCGGCCCUCAGACUGGCCCCAAAAUCAGAUCUUCACCCCAAAUCCCAAACUCCGGAAACUAAACCAAUGCAACCUGAAGACUUUUCACUCUACGAAGACGUCCUGCUGACUGGACAGGAAAGGUGUGUGGAAGACUGGCCUGACGACAGCCCUCAGCUCGACCCCGACUUCAAACCAUCUGGGAAAUUGAGACUACGACGGGAAUCCAUGAGAAUCAAUUCGGUCUCAGACGGAGGAAGUGGCGACGACCAGGACGUCUCCGUAAAGAAAAAGGACAGAAAGUUCCGGUUGUCCGUGCUUUCUAGAAGAAGGUCAAAGGGCGACACAAAGGAGGGGAGGAGCCGUUCGCUACCCAACUCUCGUAAAUCAUCAAAGGAGUAUUUUUCAGAAUUUCCCAUGCCUGCAGAGGAGAAUGACGAAGGGGAGCGUGACUACAAAAAACCCCUGAAGACCAGAGCCAGUGAGCUCAGGAGGGCGUCCUUCACGUCCUCGGUGCCCACGGGGAAGCAGAUGAACGGACACCUGCCUCAGGAAGCAAAGGGGAAAGUUUUGGAUGACGGUGGUGAGGAGGAGGAGGAGGAGGAAGAAGACAUGGACGUCCAUGGAUCUAAGAAGAAAAAGAAGUUGAAAAUACGAUUUGUGCCACAAAGAGGAUUCGCCAUCAUGGUCCAAAAGGGAGCACAUGGAUACACACCUCGCAAAAACUCCAAGGACAAAUCCCAAGAGGAAUGCGUCGGCGCUCACGGGUACGCGCCUCGUAGGAAGUCCCAGGAUGAUGAUGAUGAUUUUGGGGAAGUCGAGGAGAGAGGCCACAGUCUUCCGUCAGCUAGCAAGGCUGCUUUCAUGGACGAUGAGCUCUUCCCGGAGAGGCACCGUCUGUCCGGUGGAUUUACUGGAGAUGAUCCAUACGACGUGGAAAACUGCAAACCCAAGAAACCGGCAAAGAUGAAACUGCUACACGUGGGCCGGCGAAGCUCUCGGGAGGACAUGCUGCAUGAGGCCGAUCACCAGAAACAGAAGAGCAGCUGCUCGGCAGAGGAGCCGUACGAUGAAGACUGGAUGGAGGACUGCAAACCGGACCGCUUUGCAGAAAGGGGAACAUGUGCCGCGAGCCCCGGAGAGAUGAAUGACAGCCACGAAGAUGAAACCUGCAAACCGAAGAAGAAAUCUAAACUUAAAGACUUCAUGAAACCCAAGUCUAAGAAAAAAGCAACGCAACCCGAGUGGGAAGAUCCACCCGGAGCGGCGUCGAGCGACUUCCUGUCGGAGGCGGCGAAGGCAGAGUGGCUGGCUGCUCAGACGGAUGAGUGUACCAACGCAGGUCUGGAGGACGAGGACGAGGGAGGGGACACUGACAGUUUGAUGGAGUGGUGGAACACAGUGGAACAAUGGGAUGAGGUGCCGUCUGACAACGAGGACCAAGUUAUAAGAGAGGACGAGUCCAAGUCAUUCAUCAUCUUGGCGGGCAAGGUUCACCGCGGCCUGCGCGUCUUCAACAAAGUCUUCACGGAGCGAGCCGAGGGCCUCUGGCAGGCCGUCAUCUCGCUCCACGCCAUCGCCGAUAACAUCAACGACUUCCACCAGAAGGCCCGGAUCGCCGGCAUCACCGGCGGCACCACCACGGCCGUGGGCGGCGCCACCGCCAUCGCCGGUUUGGUUCUGGCGCCCUUCACGAUGGGCAUCUCUCUCGUCGUCGUCACCGCCGUCGGCGUCGGCGUGGCGACGGCGGGAGGAAUCACUUCUGCCUCCGCGGCCAUCUCGGACAACGUCAACAACAUGCACGACCGGAAGAAGGUGGAGAUAAUACUGGAGGCGUAUGAGGCUCACCUGCAGGCCAUUGCGAAGAUCCUCCACUUUGUCAAUCAGGGCGUGUACAAACUCCGCGGCCACCCCUUCCUCAGGUCUGGCACCCAGCACUACUCUGAGGACUGGGAGGUCCGCAAGGCGGUCCAGAUGGUCAACUUGGUGGACUCGCCCGUGAUGCGGGCGGCGGAGGUGACCGACGCUUCGAAUGCCUCGGUCCAAGGGCUCUUCAAAAGCAUAGACAAGUACUUCAUCAAGGACUCCAGAGAGCUGAAGAAGGGCUACAAGAAAGAGGUGGUGGUGCAAAUAAAGGAGGUGGCGAACGUGCUCAACGACGGGAUCGUGGAGCUGAACGCCCUCCGAGAGGAGCUGCAGGACGCUACCGGGAACAUGUGAGCAGCAUGAAGCCACCUCAGUGGAUUCCUGGAGCGCCACCAGUGCCCUCUCCUGGUCAAAUGAGGGAACUGUUGGUUUAAAAGUGAAGCUAAGCUGCAACGCUUACAAUGGUCAUUAUUUUGUUGUGGUUUUAGCAGAGAGAAGAUGAUGAUGAUGAUGAUGAUGAUUAUUCAUAAUUAUUGAUGCUGUAGAUUACUUUUGCUGUAUUUGAUAUGCGAGGUGUUCACACGGGGGACUGGUCCAAAUAUCGUGAAGGCAGGCACACGGCUUUGAGCACUGAGUGGUCUCUGGGGGUUAAAGGUUUUAAAUGCACUGGUUUGUUUUUUUUGCACUGGUUUUUUGGUGUAAUUUCCACACCCACUGUGGACCCAUUCUAAACAGGAGUACAGUGACAUGUGUGAGUUCUACAGCCUCUCUCUCAAGCUAAUGGGAUAUGCUGAAAAUAUACACAAUGGCCCUUUAAUUCAUGGAUUUAUGUCUAGCCACUAUCGGCAUAACCAAACAAAUGUUAUUGGUUGAGAAUCUACAAUGAGACCCUAAAAAAAGUGACCGUUGCAUUGUUUUAUGGUGUUUAAGAUUUAAAAUGUUAAGUGAUAGUUUUCAUUUGUUGAAUUAAGGUCCAUUAUUUAGUUUAUCAACUGUAAAUAUUAACUUUCUGCUGACAUCUUAAGAGGAUAAAUCGUUACCUGACUAACGUAUUCACAUGCUUUUUAUAUAUCUGUAUGACGGUUCUUCAAAGCGCCAAUGAAGUACAAUUCUAAUGUUUUUUUUUUUUAGUGAUUUAACCCUUUAAUCUAUGUAGCUGUCCAAAAUAAAGCAAACUAUUGAUAUGUUAAUAUAUGAUCAUUACUGUAUAUGUUUUAAUUGUACUUGCUGCAUAUUGCUCCUGCCUUUGACAAUGCAUCUUCCUGCAAUAUUUUUACCUAAAUGGAACAUCUCAUCUGUAAAAUCUUUUUUAAUAUGUGUAAUACAUUUAAUCUUUGAAUAAAGAC
Messenger RNA from Cyclopterus lumpus (lumpfish), 4971 nucleotides. RefSeq lists its product as uncharacterized. Gene Ontology annotation, molecular function: lipid binding. The record is from RefSeq and is a predicted model, not a curated record. Gene Ontology annotation, cellular component: membrane; extracellular region. Lineage: Eukaryota; Metazoa; Chordata; Actinopteri; Perciformes; Cyclopteridae. Gene Ontology annotation, biological process: lipoprotein metabolic process; lipid transport. Bases 179 to 3979 code for a protein of 1266 amino acids. The transcript is spliced from 34 exons.